Thrips palmi is the source of this 4766-nucleotide messenger RNA. Its product is annotated as dyslexia-associated protein KIAA0319-like protein. The transcript has 18 exons. Gene Ontology annotation, cellular component: plasma membrane; cytoplasmic vesicle. Bases 151 to 3174 code for a protein of 1007 amino acids. The record is from RefSeq and is a predicted model, not a curated record. NCBI's taxonomy places the organism in Eukaryota, Metazoa, Arthropoda, Insecta, Thysanoptera, Thripidae.
ACACUUCAUAGUGUAAAUAAUCGAUGGCACAACUGCAAAUAAUCGGCAUUGUUAUCAUUGUGGAGGGGGGGCGUUCGGUCAGUCAAGAAGCAGACAUGAUUGAAUGUGUUACUGUAAUUGAUCCCUUAACGUUAUAGCCAAGGUUGAAACAUGGCUGCAAAUGAACGAUGGCAGCCAACUGUGCAAAGCGUAUUUUUACUAGUUGUACUUUUUUUAAAUUUCUUUGAAGACCAUGCUCAUGAAAUCAACAGAGAUGUGUGUCCUCAGCUGUAUCCUGAUACAUUUGAUGAAUGUAUUCCCAAGGAUGGUAAAGCUGCGGGGGUUUACAAAGAGUACUAUAACGAAGACGGAAGCACACCUUCUAUUGAAGAUUGUGUUGUAGCUUGCUGCAAGCAAAGUGACUGCAACAUCAUAAUGUAUGUCACAAAAAAGGAGGAGGAGCCCACUUGUUAUCAUGUGGCAUGCAACUCCAGCGCCCAAUGUCUUCCCACAGUCAGGAAACAAGAAUCAGUUUUCACACGUAUAGCAUUAAUUCGUCCAGUUGAAAAAGAGUAUGGUUCCUGGUCAAGUGUGCUACCAGCAACGCAGUCCAACAGUGACUCUUAUCUGUCUGAUUCUUUUGGUGCUGCAGCAAAUGAAGAUAAAUCUAUGUAUGAUAAUGACUCUCCCACAUCGUGUGAAGUUGGUCUUGUUAACUGUGGGGACAAUGAGGUGUGCGUCCCUCUUCAUAAAUUUUCCAGAAAUGGUUAUUGCACGUGUAUGCGAGGCUUCAGUCGCAAUCAGGCUGGUUAUUGCACUGUUGCUGCUUCCAAUAAUGUACUGUCUCGCGUCUCACCCCUUAAUGCACAGUUCCGUGAUGCUCAAGAUGGAGUUGAACCAUCUAUGAAGCGAAUGUUUUUGGAGGGUGGAUCAUCUCCGUUCCAGGCAUCAGAUGAUGAAGAACACCCUCCAGCGUCAUCAUCAUCAUCAUCCUCUCCUCAGCAGAUGCGCACUAUCACUGUGUCUGCUGUUAAUAAAACGGUUCAGCUGCCAGAAAACAAAGUUAAACUUUCAGCUUAUACAGUUCCCUAUGGAGAGAAUUAUAAUUACGAGUGGGUACUUCUAUCCAAACCUGGAGGAGAGGAUAAUGCUGGCACCAUGAAUAAUAAAAAUGGAGCAACUGUGGAACUCAGUAACUUAAUUGAAGGGUUAUAUAUUUUUAAUGUUAGUGUGAGAGCACAAGAUGCAUUUGCUUCUACACUAGUAAAUGUCACUGUUUUACCUCCUAAACGGUUUAAUCAGUCACCAGUCGUCAUUGUGACUCCCGUGUCACAAAUUGUCAAGUCUCCUAAUCAUGGUGCAGUUUUAGACGGUUCCUCAAGCACAGAUGAUGAAAAGAUUGUGAAAUGGCACUGGGAGUUACAGCAAGGCCCGCUUGACUAUAAGGCAGAGCUGCAAGACAUGCCAACUUUACAGUUAAAUAACUUGUACCAACCAGGAAAUUACACUUUUAAGCUAACUGUGACUGACUCUGAUGGUGCUAUGAACUCGACCACCGCUAACAUAACAGUUGUUGCGAGUAAGGACUACCCUCCUGAAGCAAAUGCUGGUGCAGACAUCAUAGUUCAUUUGCCCCAAAAUAAUGUUACGCUUAAUGGAAAUUUAAGUAGUGAUGACCAUGGUAUUACAAGUUGGGAGUGGACUAAAGAUGGUCAACAGAACAAGGCUGUAGAUAUGCAGAACACUAGAACUCCAUAUCUUCAAUUGUCCAACUUGGAAUUAGGAAUGUAUACAUUUACUUUGAAAGUGAUGGAUACCUCUAAUCAGUCAUCUCAAGCUGUUGUACAUGUAUUUGUAAAACCUCCCACCAGCAAUCCACCUGUUGUCAUAGCUGGACCUAAUCAAACUAUAUCGCUGCCACAAAAUUGGUCUCCCCUUGAUGCUUCUAAAAGCACUGAUGACAACAAAAUUGUUGGAUGGAAAUGGGAAGAAGUGAAGCGCCCAGCUGGAUCAAAUCCAGUUGCAUUUACUACACCAAAUAUGUCUCAUACUAAUGCAACUGAUCUAACAAAGGGGGAUUAUGAAUUCCGUAUCACAGUAACUGAUGAAAACAAUAACACAGCCAGUGGAUCAGUUUUUGUAACGGUUACUCAAAAUCAAAAUGCGCCUCCCAAGGCAAAUGCUGGAGGAGAUCAGACUGUCAUUUUGCCUGCAAGUGUAAUAAUGCUGAACGGCUCUCAGUCUAGUGAUGACUUGGGGAUAGUCAGCUGGAAGUGGACACGAGAACCUGACAGUCUGGCAAUUGGGAGAGUCCUCGGCUCAACAGACACAUCAUCUGUACUAAUGCUUACGGAUGUAGUACCCGGACGCUAUGUGUUCAGGCUGAAAGUUUCUGAUGAACAGGGUUCCUCCUCUGAGGAUACUGUGUCUGUUAUUGUAAAAUCUGAUCCUCUCCGCUUCCAACUGGUGGAGUUAACCCUUAACAUAGUUGGGGAGCAGCUAACAAAAUCUCAAGAAGAUUCAUUAAGACUUAAGCUGUCCCUGCUUCUCAAAGAUAACCCUGUUGUCCGAAUUAGAGAAUUGCGAGAGGAGCACUAUUCAGGACGCGCCCAGAUGGUUUUUUAUGUGGAAGAUAAAACUGACAAAUCCAUUAUCCCUGGUCCCAUUGUUGUGUCCACUUUAAAAACAAAGCUUGAACAGGAUGUAGGAUUGCUUGAAUUGUCAGUGGCUAACAUUCAAACCGAAAUAUGUCAAAAUAAUUGCUCGGGUCAUGGGGUUUGUGAUAAAGUUACUAGACUUUGUCUCUGUGAAGCUUUUUGGAUGCAAAACCUAUGGAGGAAAUAUUUUGGAGACAAAGAAUCAAACUGUGAAUGGAGCAUUUUGUAUGUGAUCAUCGGAUUGUUUUUGAGCACAUUAAUUCUACUGAGUAUGGUGUGGGGUCUCAUCUGCUUAUGCCAGAAGGCCCUAUCUCCCCGUAAACUCAAGAUUCGUAAGCGUUAUGUGCCUGUUGAUUCAGCAGAAGAGGACUCAAUGAUUCCUAAAUACUCUCAAGGACCAAUGUUUACAGAUUCUGACACAGAUUCUGAUGUCGUAUUUGAAAAUCAACGUGGGAAAAUAAAUGGUGACGUCUUGAACGGGUACCAUCAGAAAUCCUCUAAAAAUGGAAUUAAAAUGGGUCGACGUAUCAAAACUUAAAUUUUGUGUUAGUGGAAUCUCAUCAUAUGAUCCGUGCAACUGUUUUUUUGACUGUGUGACAAUAUCUUUCAUGUAUUGUGGGACUUUGUACAACUUUGAUCUGUAUGAAGUGAUUCAAAAUUGUGUGUGUACUUACAAAUGGGAUGUGCAGAACCUUUUUAUUCCCUUGAUUAUGUUGUAAGUUAGUUUUUCUUUGUUGUUUUGAAACAUUCCAAUAUGCAGUGAAACCUGUUAUUGUAAGGAAAAUGUUAUAAGCAGGUCUACUGUAUGUGUUGUGUUUAGGUCCUAUACAUACUGAUUUCGGGAAAACUUAUUUUUAUAUGUUUUGUUUUAUUUGCUUGUUGCUGAUGGAUUUCAAUUUGCUUUUACACAUAGGUAGGUUUAUAAUUAUUAUGCCAAGCAGGUUGGUUUUUGUGAAUUUCCGCUUUAUUGGAUUAAGUACUGUAUUGCUGACUGUUGUGUUAAUAUUGCAACAUGUCCAAUCAUUGAAUGUUUUUUAUCGGUCUUAGUGAUUUUUAAUUAAAUUUUUUAAACCUUCUUUUGAUUCUAAAAUUUUUACUAUUGUUGAUAGUUUUGUUGUUUAGAUCAAAUGUUUGUUACCUUUUGUAUUAAAUCGAUUCAGUGAGUUGUUUACACUUUGUGUACUGUGUGGAAAGUGAAACUUUUGCACCAUGCUGGGGCCUAAGAUAAAGUGUCUUCUUUGUUUGGUAUUAUUUUGUACAUGCGAAGAUAUACUUCCACUGUUAAGAAGACUGAAAUUUAAAGUUGCAGUAUCCACCUCAGAUGUUAAAUGUGAAUCCUUCAGUAUUUAAUUUAGGACUCUUAAACCCUCAAACAAUAGUAUUACUUUUUGUUAGUUUGAACAAAUAUUUACCCAUUUACCACUAGCUCUACCCACUCCUGUAGUUAAAGUAGGCAAAAGCAUUGAAUAAUGCAAGGGUGAUCUUUGUGUUGUGUAUUUUAUUUUUUUACAUAUUGUGUGUAAUCUUCACUAAGCAACAGAAAGGUCUUGUACUUAAAAGACUAUUGAGUACACAAUCUUAAUUUUAGUUUCAUAAAAUGAAACAGUAAAUGAAAGACGAGAAGUGAUGUACCUAGCACCUAGUGCUGCUGACCCAAAGAUCUAUGUAUGAUUAUACUGUGCCAAUGGUGUUUUGGACUCAUUUCUACCUGGCAUGCUUAAUGAACAUCUGAAGAAUAUUGUCAGGGACACUUCACGAUGCAGUAAUAAGUAAUCGUGUGAUAUAUCAUAUUCCUACCCCAUUGUUUUUAAAGAUAAAAAUAUCUGCAAUUGUUCCUGAUGUGUGUUUAGUUUUGGCUUAGUUUGAUAACUGACUUAAACAGUUUAGUAAACAAUCAAUAUGUACUUUUUUUCCCAUUUUCACAAGAUUUUAAAAUUUCCUCUCAUGAGGGAAAGAGCCUGUGAUUUUUUCAUGAACAUCAUUCCUCCUAUUAAAUUUUAAGAUCGCAUCAGAGGCAAGUGACAAGUGUGUAUUAUGUUUUUAAAUAAAUAUAUAUCUAGUCAUUUUAAGUCAUCGAAUCACUGACAAUGUGAGUGUUAUUGAUUUUGGAAAAUAAAAGUUUUAAACUGA